CAGCCGAGCCAGCCCCAGCCCCAGCAACGGCCACCGCCCCUGCCACAGCGACAGCAGCCACCCGACGCCGCGUGCGAGGGCGGCGACUGCCUGAUUUCUCUUGUCUUCCAGAAGAACUACUGCAAGCCUGAGUUUGCGGCGUUUGACUCGUGCUUUGACGCAGUGGAGGGCGGAUCAAGGAAGGAGGAGGAGUGCAUGCCUCUGGUAAGCUGGAACGGUCGCUAA
Monoraphidium neglectum is the source of this 225-nucleotide messenger RNA. RefSeq lists its product as hypothetical. The transcript has a single exon. The annotation marks the transcript as partial. The record is from RefSeq and is a predicted model, not a curated record. NCBI's taxonomy places the organism in Eukaryota, Viridiplantae, Chlorophyta, Chlorophyceae, Sphaeropleales, Selenastraceae.